This is a messenger RNA of Protopolystoma xenopodis, 246 nucleotides long. The record is from the annotation of a GenBank genome assembly. NCBI's taxonomy places the organism in Eukaryota, Metazoa, Platyhelminthes, Monogenea, Polystomatidea, Polystomatidae.
UGGCUUCUGGCUCUGACGCCGACGGACGAAAGCUCAGUACGGAGUCAUCGAUCGCGUGGGACGGUGAGCCGAGUUCGCCGUCGCACAAUUCAACAGGCGCAAGGCCAAGGCGAGGUGAGGCCCGCGUCGUACGAAAUGAAAGCUACGCCAGCAUUUGUCCGCUCGUCAGCCCUUCAGCUUGUCUACAUCACGGGUGCCUAUUAUGUGUAUGCAGGUGGACAGCCCGUCUCAGUUGGUUCGGUUUGA